AUGGAGUCCUCCAGUACUCUCCCAUCGGAUGUAUUAUUCGAAAUCUUUAGCCGAACAUCUCUAAAAACCAUUGGGCGAUCCAGAUUGGUUUCCAAGGAUUUGAACUUGGCCACCUAUGAGUCAAGUUUUGUGCAAGCAUUUCGUCAAAGAACAAAAACAAUUUCUGGGUUCUUCACACAAACCUUGUUUUCUAACAAGCCCACGUCUCAACAGUUCGUCUCUACCACAAAUUUGGGUACUGAUUCUUCACUCUCCCUUAAAUUUUUGCCUUGUCGUCACGUCAAUAUUAAAGCUGCUACCAAACAAGGUAUAUUGUUAUGCGUGAAUGAAAGUGACACAAGAAGACGGAAAAUACCUGAAUAUUAUGUCUGCAAGCCUAGUACCAAAGAAUGGCAUCAAAUACCGAACCCCAGAACACGCUACUACACCGAGAGAGUUGGGAUGAUGGUACUUAGAUCAGAGCCUUUGUGCUAUAAGAUAGUUCGGUUUUCACAACCCAAAUCUCCGUGCAUUAAGUACAAGUCUAUUUUGUACAAUGUCCUUCAUUGUGAGAUUUUUUCUUCCGAAAAAUGGGCGUGGAAAAGAUUGGAAGAUGUCUUGUUGCCAUGCUCUGAGUUCUUAAGCUUUGAACCUGCGGUGUCUGCUUGUGGUGCACUUAAUUGGAUUAUGAGCAACAACGAAAUCUUCACAUUUUUUGUAGAUACAGAGAGCUCGACAAUGUUUGAUCUUCCUUUCCCUUUGUGCAAAAAAUACUAUUUUAAGCAUAUGAAGCUUGUGGAGUAUAGUGGCCGCCUUGCAAUGCUUUGCAUAGAAGAUAGUUCAAUGCAACUGUGGGUGUUGGAAGAUUACGACACAAAAAUAUGGAGCAAGAGACCGACUAUAAGCCUGAAAGCCGUUCAAGGGGUGGAAUCCUAUACUUCUCCAUUAAGUCUUGACAGUUCUGAUAUUCUUGUAAUCACAGUCUACCGGUGGGUAGCUGCUUCAAACCAGGUUUUCCUGGUUUUGUGGGCAGAGAUUCUUCAUCUCUGCUCACUCCAACGGCCUUUCGACCUGUUUCUCGCCUUUGGGCGUUUGAUUUGUUAUUGGUGCCUUGAUUGUAAUGUUUUCUUCCCUGGUUGUACCCCUUUCGGGGAGUUGUUUCCUUUGGUUUGA
This is a messenger RNA of Alnus glutinosa, 1152 nucleotides long. Its product is annotated as F-box protein At5g07610-like. The coding region runs from base 1 to 1152 and encodes 383 amino acids. NCBI's taxonomy places the organism in Eukaryota, Viridiplantae, Streptophyta, Magnoliopsida, Fagales, Betulaceae. Gene Ontology annotation, molecular function: protein binding. The record is from RefSeq and is a predicted model, not a curated record. The transcript is spliced from 2 exons.